Rubroshorea leprosula is the source of this 732-nucleotide messenger RNA. The record is from the annotation of a GenBank genome assembly. Lineage: Eukaryota; Viridiplantae; Streptophyta; Magnoliopsida; Malvales; Dipterocarpaceae.
ACCUCCGUGCCCCUCAUCUUCUUCCUUCAUUCCCAUAUCCAAGGGACGCAUGGAGAUAUAUGUAAUGAUGUACAUCAACAUCAGCAUCAUCAUCUGAAGCAAAGUGAUUGUGAGUGGUGGAUCGUUAUGGAAGAUGAUUCAUCAUCAUCAAUAGGGGAUUCAAAAGGUUCCAAGGAGUCAUCAUCAUCUGCAUCAGACAUGGUGGAUGAUGCAUCAUCAUUACCUUCGUGUUCUUCAACCGAUUCAAACUCAGGACCAUUGUAUGAAUUAUCAGAGCUCAUGGCUGAAUUGCCAAUCAAGAGAGGGCUAUCCAAGUAUUUUCAAGGAAAAUCUCAAUCUUUUACAUCACUUUCAAGAGUGAAGAGCAUAAAAGACCUUGCAAAGAAAGAGACUCCUCUAAGGAAGAAAAUGAAGGCAUGUAAAAGUUAUGGUUUUGGGUUGGAUUCCCACAAGUUGUACACCCUACCUAGGGCUAAAAUAUCAAAGAAGGAAUCUAGGGGUUCCUUAUCUUUACAAGGGAGGAGAUCAGCAGUCUGUUUCCCAAGCAGCAGGUCGCCUCCAACUCCUGUACAGAAGAACUUUAGAUCUAUUAAUUCUUUAGGUUUGCAUAAUUAGUAACUGCUAACUUGGAUUCCUAGAGAUGCAUAUUAUGUAGAAUUUGAAUCUAUAUUUGAGUUUGCAACAAAAUUUACAGUUUGUUUAAUUUGAGUGAAAUAAAGGGGAAAGGAAUUU